AUGCUUCCCUUCGCACCCGCGGCCUUCGCGCUCCUCACAGAGAGAGACAGUCCCCGGCUCCCCGUACCACACGCACCCUACCACUUUUCCUCCUCCUACACCAACUCGACCACCCCCUCCUCCAACUACACCCUAGUCGACCUCUUCAACGCCCAAAACUUCUUUUCCGAAUUCGCCUUCUUCAACGGCUCGGACCCGACCCACGGCUUCGUCCAAUACGUCGACCACCAAACGGCCAACAAAACCGGUCUGGUCGGGUACACGCCCGACGGCGUCAUGUUGGGGGUCGACUACAUCAACCAGAUUUCUGCCAAUGCUUCACCCCCGGCCCCCGGCCGACCUUCGGUUCGCGUAUCCUCCAAAAAGACGUAUACGGAGGGUCUGUUUGUGGCGGAUAUCUAUCAUAUGCCUUCUGGGUUAUAUGACCAUGACGACGAUUCUUCUUCAUCCUUCAGCUCGUUCUCCUCCAAAGACAAGAACGCCAAAAACAAAUCCUCCUCCUGCGGCCUCUGGCCCGCCUUCUGGACCUUUGGUCCCUCCUGGCCUUCCUCGGGCGAGAUCGACAUUCUCGAGGGCGUAAACACGCAAUCGACAAACUCCAUCACGUUGCACACGUCCGGGACGAAAAACACCAGCAAAAAGGGAGCGGACGGUGGAGGAUCGUGCAACAUUUCCAGCACAGGAUCGAUGUCGGAUACCAAGCUUGCGGCUGAUGAUUGUGCGAGCAGCACUGGCUGUAAGCAGGAUACUACUGGAGGGGAUUCGACUGGACAGAAACAGAAGAAGGGGACGGGGAAUUAUGGGGUUGGGUUUAAUAAAGGAAAGGGAGGGGUUUAUGCUGUUGAGUGGUCGAGCGAUGUUUCUGGGUCUGGGAACCACGCGAGCGGUGGUGACAGAAAAAGAGGAGGGGGGGAAUCAACAGGUUCCAUCAAAGUCUGGUUCUUCCCGCGCGGAUCCGAUCUGGCGACGAAACUAGCCGGGAACACCACGACGACGACUACCAAAGCGAUUGCAUCUUCCUCUUCGGCAACUAACGCGACCGCCGGCGGCGUUGUUUCUUCUGCACCGGGUGCGGAUCCUUCAAAUUUCGGAACGCCGCUGGCCGUGUUUGUAUUUGACCGCGGGUGUUCGAUGGUGGACCAUUUCAAGAACCACAGUAUUGUUUUCAACACGGCGUUUUGCGGAGACUGGGCGGGUGCGGUGUGGGAUAAGGACGCGACGUGCAAAGGGUUGGCGAAAAAGUGUGAGGAUUAUGUGGGCGCGAAUCCGGGUCAGUUCAAGGAGGCCCAUUGGGUUGUCAAUUCGAUCAAGGUGUAUCAUCGACAUGGCAGGAAGAGUUGA
Molecule: messenger RNA, 1341 nt
Organism: Sordaria macrospora k-hell
Lineage: Eukaryota; Fungi; Ascomycota; Sordariomycetes; Sordariales; Sordariaceae
Biological process (GO): glucan catabolic process
Molecular function (GO): hydrolase activity, hydrolyzing O-glycosyl compounds
Source: RefSeq, a predicted model, not a curated record